AUGCAAAAACCUUCGGAUGAAAGUGUUUCAGAAAUUAAAGUGGUAGACUUCGGUUCUAUUCCCGUGGACAGUGUAGUUGAAAAAUAUGUUAAUUUAGAAAAUACAGACGAGAAAGUACUUACGUAUCGAGUUUCCUUGCUGUAUUUACCAAACGGAAUCGAUCGUGUAUUCAAAGUGUCUCUCACAGACACGGUGGUAAAACCAGGAGACCUGGCUGAAAUUAGGAUACAGUUUAAGCCGAAUGUGGUCGGUCAGUCUUUCACAGAAUACUACAUAGUUGAUGACACCGCAGGGAACAGUUUCAGAUUGACCAUCCGUGGAAAAUGUUUUGGUCCGAAAGUAACGCUGAGCGAACGAAAACUAGAGUUUAGAAUAUGCAAGAAUGUUUCGGAGCAAAGAAGAGAAACAAUUCAGAUUGUCAAUAAAUCUUCUGUGGAUACAACAUACCAGUGGUUAAUGCCUUUAAAUGGUCAAGGAUUCUUCCAAAUAUCGACCGGUAACUGCGGCCUCAUAAGAGCAUACGAGACAAUCAUGGCAUCGGUCCUCUUCUCUGGUACCGCACUUGGAAUUUAUACAGCUGAACUUGUAUGUUUGGUUUUGAAUCAGGAUCCACUCUUCCUAAAUGUAGUCGCUACUGUGGUAUUACCCGGCAAUCCGUUAUUUAAUAUAACCGACCACGUUUUCGAAAAGAGUUGGAAGCGUAAAAGCCGUUACACUCACCUAAUGGAGAACAGCCUCAACCGGUUGGGAUACAUACCUGCUGCUUCGGUAUUUGAAAGAUACUUGGACUUUGGUAUGGGAAGCGUUUCAGACAUCACUUUGAACAUAUCACAGACUUUGUGCAUUACUAAUCAUGAACAAGAUGAAGGAUAUAUACAAUGGGUGCCAGAUGCUGAUGAAGUAUUUAUGAUUGAUCCAAUUGACUCUGUGAUCCCAGGAAACGAAUCUAGGCUGUUUACUGUUAGAUUCAGGCCCAAAUUGGCGAACGAAGUAUUCGGGUACCUGAUGUGCGGCGACUUCCAAUACAAGCAAUUUGACCCCGACACGGACGUGGUGAAGCUGAAACACACGUGGUUUCGAAUACCCUGCGUUGGUAACACAUGGCCACCUUGCACGCAAUGGGGUGCAGACUGCGACUGUCCUACUGAGGUUACAUUGCCACCAACUGUGCCAACGAGAACAACAUUCACCAACUUUAUGUUGUCAAACAAAUUAGAAAUACCGAUGUAUUACAAAUUCGAAGCACCCUAUGCUACAAAUUUCGUUGUGAUGCCCAUGUGUGGAAUUGUGCCAAGUCGAGGAUGGCAGAUCAUAUCCGUGGCAUUGGAGCCUAAAUCUUAUGGAGAAUAUUUUGAAACAUGGAAUCUUGUUAUCAACAAAGCCCAUAAAGGCGCUUUCAAAACCACACGACUGACCUUAUGCGGGAACGCGGAGGUCAGCCACGUAGAAGUGAUGUCCCACGGAAUCGCGCCCGCCACCCACGCCAUGUAUGAGUUCCAGCCCACCAUUACUGGUUGCACUAACUAUUGCACCGCUUACCUGCACAACCUCACGAGGAUGGAAGUCCACCUUAGGAUCCUGAACAGCGUGUCAUGGUUGGGAGCUGAUCACGCGGGCUGUAUUGUUCUGCCGCCGAAGGAAAUAGUCCCAUACCACUUCUGGUUCUUCCCCAAGAUCGCGGACAAAGUCUACGAGACAACUAUAACGUGCUCUUGCGUUUGUUUGAUCAAUGAAAAGCCUGUAGGAGAACCAACGGAAAUUUUUAUACGCAUAAUUGGAUUUUCGGAGUUUCCAGAUUUAAGGGUGUUACCAAAGAAAACAAAUCUUCACGACAUUGUUGUGGGCGAAAGUCUUUCGUUUUCCGUCAAGCUAUAUAACUAUGGAAGUUGCUUCUUUACUUCACAACUGUUCCAUGAAAUCGAUGGUAUGGGGGAUGACUUCAGCACUGACAGGCUGGAAAUAGUUUCCACAGUUAAUAGCCUGAAACCAUCGAAUCAUUGCGAUGUAAUGAUGACCGUUACGCCAAACGGCGCCGGGGCUAGGAGGAUCUACAUCAAAUACAGUGUGCUUUAUCGCACAGAAGAUGGAGAAAUUGAGGAAAUACAACCAGUUACGAAGACUAUUUGCACCAUUUGGUAUGAUGGGAUUUAUCCUACAUUAAAGGUGAAACGAACAAUAUCAACAAAAUGUCCGAUUAUAUUGAGCAAUCACUGUGUUUGGAAUAUCGUUAAUGUUGAAGAAUUAAACAAAGCCUUUGUGGAUUGCCGUCCUAACAAGCCUCUGUCAGUCAACAUCUACGCGCCUGAUUUGUGCGUGCGCACGGGCGGCGUCGAGUUCAUAUUCGUGAUCGGUUGCAUAUACAAUGCGCCUGUAGCAUGGAGAAUGAGAAGGGAGAAGAUUUGCGAAUGCGAAAUGAUCGAGGUCCAAAUUGGGAUAUCAAUGUAUGAGAUGAGGCAUACGUGCACUCACAGACGUUUGGUGCAGUUGUCACCACUCAGCGGAAUUGUUACCCCUGAUACACCAAACCUGGUUUUCUUAAAAGUAGACUACGAAUUCGAGGGCGCCAACGUCCUUUGCUAUCUAAUAACGAUGCCUAACAAUAGAACGAUUUACCUAUACAUCAACUUAUACGCCCAUCUGAAUACGAAAGGUAUUCUGACUCCUUUGAGAAGAUGCGUGGGAGUCACAGAAUACCUGGCUGUUUUGAACUGUGGUCGUGUGCCAAUCAAUAAUCUGGAUCCAGUUAUAAGAAUCGUGUGGUUAUACAACCCGACGGAAGUGUUUACAACGUGGCGUCUAUUGCGCGGGAACACGAUUUCUCCCGACUCAGUGAUUCGCUGUUUGCUGUAUUUCGCCGAAGUGCCACCGCUGGGCAAAUUGGCUAUACCAUUCUCAUUUAUGCCAACCGAAAUGGUAGAUUACGAGGUAGUAUUCCUCUGUUCGUUUGGUUACGACACGGAAAAAAUAAAAGUAUUUGGGCAGGGCGGUUUGCCCAACUGUAUAGAAACAAGGCUCGACAUACCCAGUUAUGUGGAAAGGGUAAUUAGAUCCGCGUAUAGGAAAGAAGUCAUAUAUCUUUCCGUCGAACACAUAACGAUACCGAUGAUGCCCACUCAUUCGUUGUCACGAGACAUCAUUGCGAUUUGCAACGAUACAGACAGCAUCAUACGGUUUAUUUGGCUACCCGAAAGAAUAGCAAACAUCAUAAAUAUAGUAAUGACCCCAUGCUGGGGGGUAAUUCAGCCUAAAACUACGGAGUGGAUCACGAUGACCGUCUACACUUUGCAAGAACCGGCCACGUUCACAACAACUGUGGCAUGCGAGAUUCUGGAUCUGACCGAGCGAAAAAAAUACCAGCGAAACGAGUUACUAAGGAGGAAUAAAAUAGAGAAAUGCAACCAAGAAUUUAUCAUCACCGAAAAAGGUUUAACUCAUCCAGGCAUAAAUGAUUCCCCUCCCUACGUAUUGGACAUAGUAAAACCCGUGCCGUUUUACUUGGCAAUGACAGUGUCAAUAUGCUCUAAAGGCCAACGGGAUGGCUUUCCCAGAAUGCUUUUGAAACAAAUGUGGGAGCAGACUCCGGCAUACGAUCUGCUAUCAUCGGAUCUCAGCGAUUAUGGAGGCAUUAACAGAUCCUCCACAGGCAACAAUAUGACUACUGCUGACAUAAUACGUGUUAUAGAUGGUGUAUUGUGGGAUGCCCUUCACAGCAAGAUGUUUAAGAAUCAAAUUAAAUAUUUAGCGAGGGAGGAAAUACCAACAUAUUCUCAAUUAGUGAAAAUGAUUGAAACUGAUAAGAAACCUCGUUUGAGUCGCAGAGUAACCUCUGGGAUAUGCGACGCCAUUGUCAACAAAGCUGUUUUCCACGUCUACGGUCUCAACCCUAAACAUGACAAUAUGGCUAUAUUGGAAGCUGAGGAAUAAUCCCUAAUUUUUGUGUUUAACAUUUUACUAGAUACAUUUUUUAA
Amyelois transitella is the source of this 3968-nucleotide messenger RNA. RefSeq names its product cilia- and flagella-associated protein 65. The record is from RefSeq and is a predicted model, not a curated record. The transcript is spliced from 26 exons. Bases 1 to 3924 code for a protein of 1307 amino acids. Lineage: Eukaryota; Metazoa; Arthropoda; Insecta; Lepidoptera; Pyralidae.